This is a messenger RNA of Trypanosoma brucei brucei TREU927, 14232 nucleotides long. RefSeq lists its product as hypothetical. The transcript has a single exon. Gene Ontology annotation, cellular component: extrinsic component of membrane. Bases 1 to 14232 code for a protein of 4743 amino acids. Lineage: Eukaryota; Euglenozoa; Kinetoplastea; Trypanosomatida; Trypanosomatidae. The record is from RefSeq and is a predicted model, not a curated record. Gene Ontology annotation, biological process: protein targeting to vacuole; protein retention in Golgi apparatus.
AUGUUGGAGAAACGGCUCUCCGUCUUGCUUGCUACGUAUUUGAACAACUUUGUUUGUGAUCUGAAUGAAGAGCAACUGCAAAUAUCACUCUGGUCGGGUGAAGUGGUCCUUCGGCAUAUUCAGCUACGUGCUAAUAUCCUGGACCAACUCACCCAUUUCCUCCUCCCCAAUGGGGAAGAAAGUCUUGACGGCAUGAAUAAUCAGGGCACAGAUGGUGGUAGCGGAGCGUUUCCUGUACCCUUUCGAAUAUUAAAAGGCACAGUGAGCGAGUUAAUUAUUACAAUUCCAUGGACUUCUCUGGAGGCGGAACCAGUUAUGGUGGAAGCGCGUGCGGUGGAAAUUGUUGUCACACCUUUACGCAGUGCACCUUAUGACGCGGAGGAGGAAAAGGCUCGAGCACGGAAAGUGAAAGUAGGCCAACUGAAGGCAUUUGAGAAGAUGAGGACGGGGAAGAGUUGCCCUCCCUCUGAAAGAAUACCGGAGGGACCUCUGAAAUUUCUUACUUCUGGUGGGUUCGUUGGGUUUGAGGGAUACAUGGAACAACUAACCGAAACUAUUAAGCAAAAUAUUUGCAUUGCAUUGCACAAUGUACGCAUCAAGUACGUUUUCGACUACGAGGGGCUUGCACACCGCUUCACCAGUGCCCUCAGUGUGGUUAUGGAGAAGGUACGAAUCAAUACCACCAACACCUCUUGGAGUGAAUGUUUUGUUAUUGAUCCGGCAGAGCCUUGCUGCAAAAAAGUUGUCAUGAGUGGUGUUCGGCUUUCCCUCCACGCGUUUAAGCACUGUGGGCCCACUGACAGCGAGGGCUUCCAACACGAAGAAAACGACACAUCAUGGGGAUGGUCGGAAAAUAUGGAGAUUUUAAAGGUGGACGAACUUGCCUUCAAUAUUCUCGUUAUGAAGGGAGGAAACUGCCCCGCUACCCCAAAUCGACCAGGGGAGAGGAAAGUGGAGGUGUCCGUAACGGCAUCGAGCAUGAUUACCAUCCGUGGUUGUUUUGGGGCUUUAAGAACGUUAGCCAUAAUAAGGGACUCGUGCCGAUACGGAUUCCAGUCCUUGAAGUACAGAAAGAAUCUUCAUUUGCUUUGCGAUGAUGGUAAAGAAAACGUUAAGGGCGUGACGUUGGCCCGUCGUCGGUGGUGGUUUGCGAUCCGUUGUAUUCUUGAUGAUAUCUGCCCCGCACCGCUUGCUGCAGGGGGACGGAGUCGCUUCAUUAAAAAAAUUACGCAAUUGUGUGCAUUACGGAGGGAAUACUGUUCACUAUGGAAGCGAGCGCAAGGCGUUGCCUGGCUGCCUCACCUUACAAUGGAGGAGGAGAGCCGAAUGAACGCGGUGGAGGAGCUGUUACACACCCAACAGAUUAUAUUUUUUCGGUGCCUGACAUACGCUGAACUGCGGAGAGAGAAGCGGUCUAUGUCCCAGCAGAAACGCUAUAUUGAAGAUGCCAUGAGGCGAAACCAGCCAUAUGUUGGUGGGGCUGAUUCGGAAGCGGUUUCUGCUGCAGCGAUGACCGAUACAUCUGCCUUCACAGGAGGUGGGGAUAGCAGUGGUAAUACUGUAAGCAACAGUUCCUGGUUAACGCAAUGGUGGUUUGCUUCCCCCAAUACUAACAGGGGUACCUAUUUGGUGAAGAGUGCGGACGAUACUUCCUCAGCAGUUAAAUGCUUUGAUGACGACUUUGAAGAGGAAUGGGUAAUUGGUCGACGGUUUUUGUCAUCUCUACAGAUGCGACGCACCGAGGGGUUAGCGGGGUCACCGUCUUGGGAAAGCAGGGAUUCCGGUGGACUUAUCAGCGUUCUGUCUCUCAGCUUUCCAUCGAUUGAGGCAGCUUUUUAUCCGCAGGUAUGGAGCAGCGGUGUCAGCGCGCCGAAACCGCUUCAAUUGUACGUAGACCAUCUUCAGCAACACCUCUUUGGGCGCCUGACGUCUUUAUGUUGCUCCUACACGAAUACCCCUUCACCAUGCGAAAGCCGAAAUGGACUGUUACUGACGGUUGAUAAGGCAACUGUAAGUAUAUGUGGCCCCAUUUCCACUCCAUUAUUUGAGUAUGACGACACGUAUUCAUGUGGUACAGGCAGGAGGACUGAGAAUUGUGGCAGAUGCAGUAAUGCCAUGCGUAAGUCGUGGUUGACAGUUACGAUCAAUGAAACACGGUCGAGAAUGAGUGUCGCGGUGGCAUUCACUCGGGUUGUUGCCCAACCUUGGCAUGAGUGGAGAUGGUGGUGCGACGCGAUAAAAGCCUUCGGUGGUGCAUUACUCGAAUCCACCAACCGAAGCUGCAACCCUUCCAAAUGCCAAACGGCCAAAACAUUUUCCGCAAUUGAUAUUUGUGUGGACGGAGUUAUCGUUUCUGUUCCUCUGGCAUCUGCCUGGUCGUGUCAACGCAACCUCACUUUGUGUGUCAACAACAUUUACCUUUCCAAACUUGGACGAGAGCCGCAGGUGUCGUGGAAGCUUGUUUCUGGUGUUGAAACUCCAAUCAGUAUCCGAUGCACAGGUACUUCAAGCGUACUAACUUUGUGGGAUGUUGUAGUAGUCGUCACAUUUGAGAAGGGUGUGCCUCUUUUUGGAACCCUGCGGGCCGAAUUGACUGUCGAGCCACUGUUUUUUGCCAUUAUUUCUGAUCAUCUAAGCAACUUGUCGCUUCUUGACAGAGACACACUGCAGGCUCUCCUGCAGCACAUCACUGAAAACGGUAGCGAAUGGCGCCUUGAAUCCGAUACGGUUCUGUCUGUCGGGAACAGUACAUUUACAUUUCCAGCAUCUCAGUGUCGUAACUACCUUGCCGUUUUGUACAAGUACGCGUGCGACAGUGCGAAGUGGGCGGCGCAGGCACUUAAAAGCACCAAUGAACAGGUGCCGCAUGGAGAAGUAAGUGUGGGAGCGGUUCCUACGCAGCGGGAUAUGCUUUUUAUGGAAGGUGUUGAACUGGUGAUAUACUCUGGGAGAGUAAUUGUGCAAGAUAUCGCUGGUAAAGAUGUUGGGUAUAUUGAUCUACCGCACUGCAUGGAUGGAGGUGAACACCAUCCUUCGGUGUCUUCACUAACGUUUGAAGGUAGUCGUGCGCUUAGAGUGGAGACAAGCAUCUCGGAGGGUGGUAAACAUAUGGUCGCUGCGGUGCGGUCACCAGAACUACAUGUUUGUUCGCCCUGUGGGCAGUACAUGCUUGUGCUCGAGAAUUUCACUGCGAAGUACGUCCCGUAUGCAGCUUCACUUUCCCUCACAGCGGUUGCAGCGCAGGUUGUAAUAUGUAGUUCUCUGGUUUGCUGCGUGGAGGUGCUACUGGGUGCCUACGCCUCCCUUUGGCGACAGUCGUUAUCAGCGUCAGAUUUAGCCGCUCGCUUUUUUGGUGGUGUUGCUCGGGCUGUGGAAAGGGAUGGUGCUCUCCCCAAUGACACUGAAACGUCGACCAAGACCUCUUCCGUGAAAAGUGUUUUUAGUAAUCAGGUAGUCGAUGUCGACAUUGGGCGGCUAGACGUCCGGUUCUGCUCGGAGGAAGCAGAUGGGAUUAUUUUGGUAUCUGUAAAUGAUUUGGUGUUGCAGAGAAGCGUCGGGACUGAGGGUGACACAACAAAGGUGACAAAAGUGAAGGCUUAUGGAGCUCUAGCAGGUAUCGAGUACAUGGCGGUCGGAGGAGAAACGAUGGGACCAUUUGUGUUAUUUUCCUCAGUUAAAAAUAUAUCCACUCGCGGCAGUUCGUCCUGUAGCACCUUUAAAUUUUGUUCGUCCGGUGUAUCAGAAGAGGAUACAACACGAACGCACGUGAGUUUUGACAUCAUAGGCGGUUGUGUCCACAUAUUUUAUGAAUAUUGGGUGCGGCUUCUUUCAAUUUAUUGGACGCCAAGCGUUAUGGAGAUGUUUUCUGUGUUUGACUCACAUUACAGCAAACAAGGCUUUUUACUUGCAUCGUGUGAAAAGGUUGCUCCCGCAAAGAGAGAGGACAGGAGGGUUGGGAAAAGUUUUUUUAGCGCCCGUAGUGAGAUCAGCGGCAUUAGUGUUUUUGUCGCCACUGAUGCAACUCAAAGGAUCGACUUCCUGAAAGAUGAUACAUUCAUUACCCUCGAUAUCGAGCGUAUUACCCUCAUAUACAACGACAUGAUGAAAGAUACCGCGGGCAACAUACUUUCCCGACAACCCUUCAGACUAACUGCAGAACUUCAGCAGAUGCGGCACCUAUUCACAGGAAGUGGGUCGCAGUCCGUGAUGGUGCCCUUCAUCUCUCGUGCCUCGGCGGUAAUUAAUAGUCAGAUGCGCCUGGUGCCUGGUGCUGAUAAAGAACAUUACGUGCAUGUUGGCGGUGGGAGUAACGACCUCGCAAUACUAUUGAACAUUGAUCCCUCUGCCUUUGAAAGCGCUCCAGACAUGGUCGAUGUUGAACAUGGUGCAGGCGGUGUUAGUGUCGGUAAUAGUCCCACCAGGGGUGCAAUUCAGUGUUUGAAGCUAACGCCACGAAUGCUAGCGUCUUUCAUCCGUUCAUUUCUUUUUAACUUCUGUGAGGUUUGCAGUACGCCGAAAUGUCCCCACAGUGCGCCUCCAGAUGCUGGUGGAUCGGCGCCGAAGAUGGCUACCUACGUUCUCUCAACAGUCUCGCCGCUUCGAUGUACGCUUAUCGAAAAAGGUGAGGAUGAUGAAGAAGCUAUACUGGAAAUUAAUACACAUAUGCAGUUGUACUCGACCAACGGCACAGCGGGGGGUGAGCCCUCAACCGUAAUUCGCUUUGAUGCCCUUUCCAUUGAUGACGCAACCCCCAGUCGUCGCGUUCUUCUUCCUGGUGUGCCUCACUGGCAACAACAGCAGGUAAUUCAUCAGACUACUAAAGGCCACAGAAGGAGACUGAUUGAGCUAGGAAAAAGCUCCAUCUCCAGGGUGACGCGAAAACAGCGGGGGCCACUCAGCGAGGUUAUCGUUGAUUGCGUCUUCGACAACAUAACAGUAUUUGCUGCACGCCACUCGUGCCUCGCGCUGCUAAGGUUUGUCGUUGCUUGUCGCACCUGGUUGGCCGAGUGGGGAAGGACCAAACGCGCAACACACCUUUAUCGCGAGGGGAACAAUGUCGUCCCUCCGGCUACCACAUCGGUGCUUAAUGUUUUACUUCGCAGGUGCGCAGUGCAUCUCGAAGAACCGUCCGGGGAACCGCUCGUGGUAUUUCAUAUACCAUCAUUGUCAGGAACACUCAACGUUGGUCCACUCGAAAGAAAAUUCAAAGUUGCAUUAGAUGAGAGCGCCUCCGUUUGGUCGUACGGGGAGGCCACGGAUGCCGUGCGUGUCACACAGGAUUCCGUGCAACUCAAUACGGGGAGGUAUUCCGUACCUGCUCUCGCACAAGUUGGUGCAGUUUGCUUGACGGUGAUUGAGCCGUUUGGGGGAACUGAAGGAGCAUGCAGUUCCGAUUUGGUCAGCAAGGAGGAAACCCAUAUCCAUUACAUCCGCACCAUAGAACUUUCGGCUCAAUCUGUUUGUUUGAAUGUUGACAGCACUACUUUGAUUCGUUUACUUCACUUCGGGGUGAACGAGUCCUCUGCGUACGUGUCCAUUGUAUUUCCCAAUGACAAGAGCGGUAACAGCACUUGUGAGGCAGGACCGGGCGCGAUUAUAUCCGAGCUAUUGCUAUCCAGGAUUACUGUCGUUGUAAGGGAUGCUCUGUUCUACCCGAAAACUGAUUAUGAAGUGAAAAGAGUCCAAGUCGAGCGCCUUGAUGUGUCCUCAGGGUUUACAGUUAAGGAAGUUACCGAGAACAAUUCGGGUAAGGAUGGGCCCAUGCAUCACUUCACUGCUGUGUACACGGCGAAGAUAACGGGAGCAGCUGUUGGUUUCUCGCAACUUCCCUCUUUGUCAUUCCCAAAUGUGGAGGCACAGGCUGAAAUUCCUAUUGCUGGGGCAUUACACGCCAGGCGGGUCUGGGACACUACUGCGACUUCGGAUAACGAUGAGGGUGAACCAAUGGCGUUUACUUCGGGUACAUCUUCGGCCACGGCGGCACCGCCGUCGAUGGGGCGACUGAUUCGAAUUGGCGCAGAUCAGAAUGUUUCUUUCGUUAUUUCCAUUUCCCAUAUAAGGGAACUUCAUCGCACACUGCGGGCGCUUGCGUCAUCACCUUUUUUUUCGGGUGGGUUCUCGCCACUGUCGGCGGUCGGCACUACACCGGUCUGCUACUCAACAAAGGUAGCACGAGACACGCAUUCAACGGGAGCGUUCUUCUCAGUGCUUAUAUAUCUCCCCUCUUUUUCCGUUUCCUUAACGGGGGACGACGCAGUGGGAAGAUCGGUAACCGACAUCACGGCUAGUGAGGCAGAGUCAAAAAGCAUCACCACACUUAUGGUUGCUAAGGUCGAUGGCGUUUUGGCUUUAGCCUCUGUUGCUUUGCCCGGUGAAGGGAAACCGUUCAAGGGAGGACUUACGUUCCACGGAUCAUUUGAGCUCUCGGAUGGUGAUGGUAACGUUAUUGUCCACUGGCAGCCGGCGACAGGAUACAGUGAGGUGUUGCGACCGCUUAGCGCUACGCAGCGCUGGCCAAACUCUUUUCCGAGUGACGUUGGGCUGCAGCUGGACAUCAUGAAUUCUGUGUCGGAGCAGCAGGUUAGGCUACAGAUACGCAGUUUCGUGGUCGCGCUCAAUUCACAUACCGUCGACUUCCUAUCGUGGAUUCACUGCAUUAUUGACCCCAUGAAGUAUAACGGGCCACGUGGCAACUGUAGUGGGGAGGGCGCUGGGUUUGAUGGCCUGAGGAAUGAUGUAACCCCUAUGAAAGAACUUUCGCCAGCUUCUUUUGAGUGCUCUUCCUAUCGCGGAAAGCAAACCAUAGUGAAGGUUUGCAUUAAAGGACUCUCCCUCCAACUGGAGCAGGUGGCAUUGCUGAACUGUUCUGAGGUGAGAGGCAAAUUUGGUUGGGGGACAGCCCUCAACAGUAGCAGCUCCCAUUCUAUUCCGUAUGAAUUCAGCGUUCGACAUGUGUCAGUGGUGCGGGUCAAGGACCAGCUAGCAUUUUUUGAAGUUGCCGAAUCGCAGGUAAGAGUCGCGGGAGCGGAAGAGGUGAGUGUUGCUGCUAGAGGUAUAAUACUGAAUAACUACAACGUCACAUUCUACAUCUGCUUAUGGGCUCGCAUGAAUGAUCUGUGGGGUGAUGCGGGUCGGAAACUACAUUUUCCUACGAAGGGAGUGCGGACGCCCGUGAGGUCUAUUGAUGUCACAAUUGAAAAGGUCAAUGUCCGUCUUUUCCCUCUUGCAAAUGAUUCGGCGUUGUGCUCGAAUAAUGGUAGUGUGGAUCUGCUGUUUCCAGCUGUGGAGGUGAAGAACACCGCGGAUAGGGCAAAGGAUUGCUUAAUGGUGAAGAUUGAAAGGGCUUCUCUGUGCUACAAAUCCCCAUCGGCGUUGUUUUCGCCUCUCGCUGAGAACGUCUCAUUUGUGUUCUCUCUAGAAAAAAAUCUCCUUGAGUUGUCACGUCACGUGUCUAUGCGUUUUGGGAAUAUUGAACUGUCUGCGCCGCUGGGUGAUGUGCUGGAGUCUUGUUCGAUGUCGGUGCUGCAGGCGACCCUCCCUCUGAUGGGGAUAUUACCCUUUAUGCAUAACAAUGAACCGACAUGGACGCAUACAGGGGAAUCGGCCACUACAAAAACCUUCAGUAGCGACACGGUCCUUUUUUAUAUCUCGUUUUUGUCGGUUAAGUUGUAUGCACCGCAGUCAGGUGGGGAAUUUGUGGGUUGGCGGCAUCAUGUGCUGUUCGGUGUGGAGCUCCAUCAAUUAUCGUUUGAGCGGGAGCGAACUGUCCAGCGAGAACGUGUGGUUGCACGUGUCUUAUCCAUCACCAGCGCCGCUGACUCAGCCAUUCAAAGUGAGUUUAUCACCGCGAUAGCUCCUGAAAACGCCGAAGAUUCUUCGAUGAAACGGGCAAUUUACAUUCGCAGAGACGUUUGCAUCGAUUACUCGGAGACAUGUCGCGAAGCAUCUGUUUCACCCAAUUUGGACAGUGAAUGUAUGAGACCCUGUGGGAAACUUGGGACAAAAGUGGUAAGCUACGUCGCACGAUUGCAUGCCCUAAGGUUGGUUGUUUCACCGAAGUUAUGCAACGCUAUAAGUGACCACGUCUUGCGACCCAUAUCUGUAGCAGCUCAUCGGACGCUACAAACUGCAGUGCACUGGUUUUCAUCAUGCCAGAUCGCGGACAGAAGUGCUUUCCAGUGCUUCUGCGGGAUCGAUGGCAGCCCCUCAGUUGCCUUAGGGGGUUGUGGUCGGUUGAUUACCAUUUCCGGCGACGUUUGUUUGUGUAAAGACCUUUUGCUGGGCGGGAAGAGUGGGUUCCGUCUCCGCUUUGUGAAGGGUUCGGCUCAGGGUAACCCGAUAAACACAAUCUUUGUGAGGUGUAUCGGCUCCGCAAAGGUAAUCCUUGCCCCGACUAGCACCCGCCACCAUUUGUUAGAAUCACUUAUACUUGUGGAUUCGAGACUUACCGUGGUGUUUCAAGAUGUUCCAUUCAUUGUAAAUCACGGGAAGGUGGCGGAUUAUGUGGUUCUUGGGGAGGGAUCUUUUUGUGUUGUACCUGAUGGAAUACCAUCCUCUUCACACAGCACGGCACAUACGAGUAUAUUUCCUCCCUCGUUGUUGCCUUUGAACGAACUUGGAUGGUGCAAUGUCAAGGUCAGUUUCGACGUUUUGUGUGGAGUUACGCUUUUACUGUGUUCCAACAACGAAACUGUGACCGUGUUUGGACGCACGAGUGCUCGAUACGAGGUUGAGAAAAAAUGUUAUGAGGGCGCUUCCAGUAUCGUGGAAUACGUAGGGGAGAGCGGUUCCGUAAAACUUUCGCCUGUUUCAGUACGGUAUGGCAACUCCCUGACUGCCGUCGAUGAACCCUCGGAAUUAAUCAUCGACAUCCAGUACCACAGAGGCGAUAGGGCGCGUGGAGGCAUCAGUACCACGCAGGUAAAUAUGAUAGUCCCCCCCGUGUGUUCUACAGUUCCAUUGAGAUACCUUUUGCUAAUGGGAAACAUCGCUAACUUGUUGAGAAAAGCAUUUCGCGAAAUAUGUUCAAUCCGGCAACUGGUUAAGAGUUGUGACCCACGCUGUGCUCCUUAUUCCUCUGAAGCGCUUGGCCUGGAAUGCACAGGGUUGAGCCGAACGUUAGGCCAGGACGUAAUUGCCCAUCAACCCGUUUUUCAGACAUCGUUCUCACCGGCGGGCAUUGGUGGCCUGGAGUCGUGGUUUGAGUUUGGUUUGGUGGCUCCUCAUGUUGAGUUUGUUAUAACGGAUGAUUUCACGAGGGAAAAAUUUGUACUUGCCUUGACGGGUACAUGUAUACGCGGGAGGGCUACACGAAACCUCUCCCGUGGUAGUUGCAAGGGAUAUGCUGCACUCCACGUGACGAGUUGCCAACCUAAUCAACCGCCUUGCAACGUUGUCUCACUUUCACCGGAAUUUACUGUGGAGUACACGCAGCAUGCUGGUGACGGGUACUCACUCCAGGGUUUGUUGAUGUUACAGUCAGUCAGCAUAACACUUCCUCUUAUCACGCUUGCCCGCUUGACGCGUCCCUCGCCUAGUCGGUGGUGGGUUGGUGUGCCGGGUUUCUGCAACAACACAGGUGUUCCUCUUACCUUAGUCACUGUUCUUGGACCUCAUAAUUCUCAAAACAAGGGUAACGUUUUCAGUGAAUUCCAUGCGCUGCCGAACGGUAAACUUAUGCAGCUUUCGGAUCCUCAGCGCACGUUCACCAGCUUUCGGAUAGUAUGUGGAUUUGUUGAUGGUUCUGACCGGUGCUGCAGUGCUUUGCAAGAUGCUAAAGUUGAUGUGGACAUUUUAACCCUUCGCCGUGUCACAACGCAUCGAAUUCCAUUCACUGAUGGUUUCGCUGGACUGUUGGACAUCGUGCUGCGGUACGAUGAGGUUAACGAUGUGGUAAAUAUCACUACCCCUGUCACAGUUCGAAAUGAACUUACAGACCACUUAGUGUCUGUGCCCGAUGCCUCGUGUUCCCCCCUCGUGGUUCCUCCGAAGGAGACACGGUAUAUGACCUUUACAUGUUUAAGGCAACCGCUGUCAUUGUUGGUUGGCGAGGAGUGGCGUUUUGAUCAGCAGGACGAAUUCAUUACACUGGAGUUGCUCAUUAGUGCGUUCGUUCUUCUGUCUUCUGGAGAACAUGAAGAACUGCCUCUGAGAGGUGGUUUGGGCACAAGUACAGCGAAUUCCCAGGAGGUUGGGCAAAAAGUUCGUUGUCGUGAUACUGCCUUCCAGUGCAGUGGUGCAGACUAUGCACGGCGUGGGCACAUGAGGGGAAACGAUGUACUUGUGCUUCCCCUGUGGCUCACAGGGGCUCGUGGUCCCGAGGGGGAUCAAGCGGGAUGCGAAUACGAGACAUUUGGUGUCCUCUUUUCGCUUAGGCGAAAGGCUUUCCCCGUCGAAGACCCAACGAAGUCUCGUCUUAUGCAGCGUUGUGACGUAGAGCUCUGUAUCCGGCCAAUGAUAACGGUACUGAACAACACUGGUGGGACAUUGGCUGUCGUCAUUUCAACAAGGGGAAACGAAUUCACCCCCCUGGACGAGCCACGUUUUGUUCAGUGUGGAGAAGAGUAUAACAAUUUUACGCGACCUUCUUCUGGUGAGGGGUAUUCCGUGAGUUUGUCAUGCCAACUGCCAAAUGGUGUGCGGUUGACUUCGUCGAAACCAACUCCCCUAAAUUUCUCUGAAAGGGCAACAGUUGGAAUGAAAGUUUGUACCGUUGAUGGUGAUGAAACACCAGUAGUGGGACUGGUAAUGGAGCGUGUCGAGCCCGACAAGUUUGUCGUGCGUGUACCUGCAGUGCUCGUGAAUAUGCUGCCUUUUCCCAUUAGGGUUGCAGAUAAGUUUGGCACACCGUUAUUGGGUGAAGGAGAGGGUAAGUAUCUUGCCCCAAAGCGUGAGUUUCCCAUCCUAAUGCCACUAAUGGAGGGAAAAGAGAUUGCCCAAUCUCCCGAAGCACCUGUGUUAAUUCGUGUUAUGAUUGGGAGUUCGACGCCAGACACUUCUGGGUUGUUUGCAUGCAAUGAUCCAAUGAGUUCAGAAUGUAUUCGCGUUGCGGAUGGCGAGAAGGUGCACCUCUUUAGGGCCCGUCGCUGUAAAGAGGUGACAAACAACAUGCAGGUUGCGCCGCGGGUUUGCUUAGAGCCAAUGUGGAUAUUAAGAAAUCAGAACCGUGCGCUCUCCCUUGCCGUGCGAUGUUUGGGUUUAGACACUAUCGUGGUAAUACCACCCCAAUCAAGCGUGGAGUGGACAACGUUUGCCGCAGCUUCCGCUACUGACCCACUCGUGCAAGUUUGCUAUGUCCAUAAGGAGGUGGGUGACCUCUUCGUUUGGUCAAACAAAGUGAGGCUUUUAACGCUGUCGACUUUGAAUGUGCCUAUUGUAAUGAAGCAUUACGUUUCGACGGGAAGCACUGAUGGGAGGGAUCCAGCGUUCCGGAACCUAUUAAAUUCAAUGGGCGUCAUAACACUCCGCUCAUUACGUGUUCCGCCACUUUAUGGAGAUGAUCCCAUUCCAGAGAAUUUUGCUUGUCUUUCUAUUGUGCCGAACAAGCGGAGGUCACGCUUCUUAGUUGACUUUGACCUGGAUGGGGGUACGCAUAUCGUUGUUGAAAACCGCACAAACCGUCUUCUGAUUUACGAAGAGAUGCCACACUCUUUGUCGGGCGUCUCAAAGGCCGAGCGUUCAUACAUUGUGCAACCCUUCACCGACAGUGUGACUUGCUUUGAGAGUGACGACGCGAAUGCUGCCAUACGCUUGACGUUGCAUGGCGACUAUGGGUACUCUCAGACUUGCACGAUAAACCUCGACGAAGUCGCAACUGCGUGUGAGGGAGUAAAGGUGGCACCGGAUAUGUUUGUGCUCUGCACCCUUGACUGCGGGCAGCAGAAGUAUCACAUUUCUGUAACAGGCGACCGCUCUCUUGAAAGUGCCCUUGUAUUUAGGCCACAACGUAUCCUGCAUUUGGAAGUGCUUGUCCACACGGUGUCGCUCUACGUUGCCUCCAAAUGCGUUCCGAAAACAGUUCAUUCGCUGCUAGACACGCCCUUGGCCCCGUUUGUGACUCAAAACAAAUUCCAUUUUGUGCCCACAACGAACUCUAGCUUUACGGACGCACAAGCACUGUCUUAUAUCCAGUGCCGUGAAUUGGAUUUGAUCCUUAUGGAAGCGACUGGAAUAUACUGUACGGCAUCGCUCAAUCAAAGGCAUUGCUUCGGUCGGAUGGAUGUUGGUCGUGUGGCUGUCGUGGACUGCACCACACCAGAACCAGUUCACCCUGUUGUUGUACUAAUCAAUACCGUCGACGCGGUUGGUGCCGUUUCAGGCAAUAUACUGAAGAAACCCUGUCUUUCUCUACAAUUGCAUGUUCUUGUACCUGAACGGCGCGCCGCCAUUGAUAUGACCUCAAAUAAGAAGAAGGUGAAAACCAUCCGGAUAAGGAGCGUCUCUGUUAAGGUCGCGCCCGUUACCGUAAAGGUGUCGGACACGUUCUUGUUUCUGCUCCAGCAGGCGGCUUGUUGCUUGGAGAGCGAGCAGUGUCAGAUGAAAAGUACGGAGGAAAGUUAUGUGACUGGUUCGAAUGUUUGCAAACCAAGCACGAAGGAUGAAUUAUCUACCACGGAGCUGCGCGAACGUGGUGCUGUUAAUAACUAUCACAUUGCAACGUUAGAGGUAUCACCAGUUGAGUUGGAGUUUACCAUUACUCGGCGCAAGGAUGGCUUGUACGAUCCGUUCGCGGGUUUAUUUUCCAUAAGCCGUUUCAUACCUUCGGUAGAGCGCGCCCCUUUGAGUAUAAACGGUAUAAGUAUGGAAGAUAUAAACCAGCGAAGUAACUCGGUAGGCUGCGCGCUGUUGGAAGCACUGUGGCCGCUAUAUCGCAACCAACUUGCCCUGCAGUUUCCUAGGAUUGUUGGUUCCAUGGAAGUUCUCGGAAAUCCUAUUGCACUGUUGAGUGGGUGGAAGAGAGGUGUCCGAUCCCUUCUACUUGGGACAGCAGAAAUGAAUAUGCUUAAGGGGUUGCGUGACUUCCUGUGUACGACGACAUCCUCCACUUUGCACUCCGUUGGGUUAAUUUCCCAUGCCGGCAGUCGCACUGCGGCGAACUUCUCGUGGGACAACGAGUGGCUUGAGCAAGUGAGUGAAGGGCAUCACCGCGUAGGUGACCCUGCGAAGAAGGGAGGAGUGCUGUGGGGUAUGGGGCAGGGCUUACGUGAUGGCAUUGCGGGCGUUUUCUCACGUCCGCUCAACGGCGUGCGAACCUCAGGCUUGACAGGUUUCGUUACUGGCGUUGCCACCGGAGCUGUGGGACUCAUCACUCGACCGGUUGCAGGUAUACUUGGGGGCGUAGGAAACACUGCUGAGUUCUAUGCUAAGGUUCUACAGGAACCUGACGCAACACCUAAUAUUCAUCCUCACUACUUGGAAAGCGGGCGCAACUUCAAAAAGACAGCCGUCCGCGAAAACACGGCGGGUGGCACACUUCCCGAUGUGGACAGUGCCACAUUUUCUAACGAUGCGCUUCCAUAUAUUGUUGGUGGCGAGAAGUCGGAAGUAACAUGUGGUUUCCUGGAAGCUGCGUCGUGCGAGAGCGAUGCAAACGUGCGAUGCAACGCAGUUGAACGUGUGGUUGGUUCAAGUGAUAUGCACCGAGAGGUUUGCAAUGACUCCGUUACUUGCGUGGAUGAUUUUGUAUCCUAUGGCGCGUACGAAUCCGUUAGGAGGAGAGUGCAGCAGAAUUGCUCUGCAAGUGACAACGCGGAGCGCUUGUUUAUUGAGUCCGUUGGUGCCCACAAUUACGCCCUGCGUGCGAGUUGGUCUUCUUUUGUUACGCAGACGACAACAGAGGAAUUCUACAGGUGGUUGCACGUCGCUCUUGCCUCUCUCAUUAAGGAUGAGAUUCACCUAUUGGUGCGGGCCGCGCCGUCAAAGGGGUAUGCAUCAAUGGAACAAGCUCAUUUAAGAAGCAACAGCUCCGUCUCUUCGGAACAAACUGACCAAACUUACAUCUUGAGGAGGCAGCAAGCAAGAGACAUAAGGAAAGCGAUAGGCACAAAGGAUUUGCUAAAGUACGUCUCGGCUGAACAGUUCGCUGGGGUGUGCACUCUAGAAGAAAUUAAACAGAAUCUCACCCCCGAGGCUAUCAAAAAGAAACUGCCGCCAAUAUUACCAGCUUUGGUGCGUGAGUCGGUGAGGACUUUACUGAUUGGUGAUUACCACGGCCGUCAUGCAUCCAUUAAAUAA